AUGUUGUUGUUUACACUGUUCGUCACGGUAAUAGUAUAUUUCAUACUGAAUUACAUAAGGUUAUUGAAUUAUUGGAAAAACAAAAAUGUGAAGUUUAUAACGCCAGUGCCAUUUUUGGGAAAUUUUACCAAAAAUGCCUUGCAGUUAGAAUCUUUGUCCGACCUCAUUAUGAGGAUGUAUAAAAGCUUUCCAGGGGAAAGAUACAUAGGAGCUUUUCAAUUCUCAUCCCCAAUAUUGGUAAUUAGAGAUUUGGAAUUAAUUAAGAAAGUGCUAAUUAAAGACUUCGAUCAUUUUGUGGAUCACCAUAUUCUCUUUAAACCCGAUGUAGAUCCUUUGUGGGGCAAAAAUUUAUUCUCUAGCGAAGGAGAACGAUGGAGGGAUUUGAGACAGACUUUAAGUCCUGUUUUCACUAGCAGUAAAAUGAAAUCCAUGUAUAUCCUUAUGAGGGAAUGUUCUCAGCAAUUCGUAGACUACGUAAAAGGACUUGACCAAAAAUGUGUACAAUUUGAGGCACGGGAAGUCUUAUCCAAAUUUACCAUAGACGUAAUUGGCACCACUGCGUUCGGUAUUCAGUGUAAUUCAUUUUUUGAUGACCAGUUCUUGAAAUAUGGUAGGGAGAUGACCGAUUUUAGUGGGAUACGGAAACUGCUCUUUUUGCUUACCGGAGUUCCUUCCUUUGUAUUAAAAAUGUUAAAUGUAAAAUUGAUUAGAGACAAUGUGGGAAACUUUUUCCGUAACAUAAUCUCGCAAACCAUCGAAUACAGAGAAAAACACAAUAUCAUCAGACCCGAUUUUAUACACCUUUUAAUGGAGGCACGCAAAGGAAAACUUAAAUUCGAAGAAGGGAAUGAAACAAGUGGUGGUUUUUCAGUUACGACAGAAUCGGAGAUCGGACAAAGAAAAAUUGCGAAAAAAAUUGAGUUAUCCGACGAAGAUAUAACGUCACAAGCACUGAUUUUCAUUUUCGGUGGAUUUGACACGACAUCCAUAUUGUUGAGUUUUAUGACCUAUGAGUUAUGUGUGAAUCAGGACAUACAAGAUAAGUUAAGAAAUGAAAUGUUUAAUAAUGUCGAGAACGUCAACGAAGUUACGUAUGAGGAACUGCAGGGAUUGAAAUAUCUCGAUAUGGUGGUGUCAGAGACACUGAGGAAAUGGAAUAUUGCUACUAUAAUCGAAAGAAAAUGCACAAAAGAGUAUACCAUUCCUGCACAACUACCACACGAAACAGACGUGAUUAUUGGAGAAGGAACAAGUAUUUGGGUUCCCGCAUUUGCUAUGCACAGAGAUCCUCAAUAUUAUCCAAAUCCGGAUAAAUUCGAUCCAGAAAGGUUUAACGAUGAGAAUAAAUCGAAAAUCAAUUCACUGACUUACGUACCAUUUGGUCUUGGACCCAGAAAUUGUAUAGGUUCCAGAUACGCCCUUCUGACUUCCAAAAUACUGUUCUUCUAUAUAUUAACCAAUUUUAAGAUAAUACCAAACGAAAAAACAGUUAUACCUCUGGUUCUGUCAAAGACCCAAUUGACUCUGAGUUCACAAGAUGGAGUUUGGUUUAAUUUAGAAAAAUUGAGUAAAUAAAUAAUAUCUGUAUAUUAAAAUAUAAUUUAUUACGAACAAUA
Aethina tumida (small hive beetle) is the source of this 1616-nucleotide messenger RNA. Its product is annotated as cytochrome P450 9e2-like. The transcript is spliced from 6 exons. The record is from RefSeq and is a predicted model, not a curated record. Gene Ontology annotation, molecular function: heme binding; oxidoreductase activity, acting on paired donors, with incorporation or reduction of molecular oxygen; monooxygenase activity. Lineage: Eukaryota; Metazoa; Arthropoda; Insecta; Coleoptera; Nitidulidae. Bases 1 to 1575 code for a protein of 524 amino acids.